GCAUUCGCAGAGCGAGAAGAGAUUUGGAGAGGCGAAGGGAGAAAGAAAAAAAAAAAAGAAAAAAAAAAUCAUGGCGAGCGAGGUAGCGACAGUGGCGGCGACGGCUUCGGAGGAUGCAGUGACGAAACAACCUCACAAGUUGGAGAGAAAGUGGACGUUCUGGUUCGACAACCAGUCCAAGCCAAAGCAAGGUGCCGCCUGGGGCACCUCUCUCCGCAAGCUCUAUACUUUCGACACCGUCGAAGAGUUCUGGUGUUUGUAUGAUCAGAUAUUCAGGCCCAGCAAGUUGCCGGCAAAUGCAGAUUUCCACUUGUUCAAAGCUGGGAUUGAACCUAAAUGGGAAGAUCCCGAGUGUGCUAAUGGAGGAAAGUGGUCCAUCCCCAGCAGCAGAAAGACUAAUCUUGAUAACAUGUGGCUAGAAACUUUGAUGGCCUUGAUUGGAGAGCAAUUUGAUGAGGCUGAUGAGAUUUGUGGUGUGGUUGCGAGUGUGCGACCGAGGCAGGACAAACUUGCAUUGUGGACCAAGACAGCGGCAAAUGAAGCUGUCCAGAUGAGCAUUGGGAGGAAGUGGAAGGAGAUCAUUGAUGUUACUGAUAAAAUGACUUACAACUUCCACGAUGAUUCUAGAAGGGAAAGAACAGCGAAAGUUCGAUACACUGUGUAAUCAAGCAAUUAUUUUGCUGUCUGGUUUUCUUCCAUCAGUUGUGGCAUCACGAUGAAAGUCAAUGGAAUUUCUAUGAUGUUAUUUUUGUUAUGAUCUACAAGACGUGUAGUUGAUAUAUAGUUUGCUAAGUAAGAUGUGUUUAAGGGAUGUAAUGCUCUUAGGUUUUUCAUAUUUUGCCUUUUGGUACUUAAUACUUUUAUUACUGGCUGUUUACUACGGCCUCUACUUGCAAGAGAAGAUUAUAUGAAUCGCAAUCUGCUGCUUUUCUUC
This is a messenger RNA of Juglans microcarpa x Juglans regia, 934 nucleotides long. RefSeq names its product eukaryotic translation initiation factor. Gene Ontology annotation, biological process: translational initiation. The transcript is spliced from 5 exons. Gene Ontology annotation, cellular component: eukaryotic translation initiation factor 4F complex; cytoplasm. The coding region runs from base 71 to 664 and encodes 197 amino acids. Gene Ontology annotation, molecular function: RNA 7-methylguanosine cap binding; translation initiation factor activity. NCBI's taxonomy places the organism in Eukaryota, Viridiplantae, Streptophyta, Magnoliopsida, Fagales, Juglandaceae. The record is from RefSeq and is a predicted model, not a curated record.